Molecule: messenger RNA, 902 nt
Organism: Drosophila busckii
Lineage: Eukaryota; Metazoa; Arthropoda; Insecta; Diptera; Drosophilidae
Product: antigen 5 like allergen Cul n 1
Exons: 3
Coding region: 1-780 (259 amino acids)
Source: RefSeq, a predicted model, not a curated record
AUGUGGGAAUCAAUGAAGCAUUUAGAGCUGGUAGCACUGCUCCUGGCACAAUUGCUGCUCAGCUCAGGGGCCAAUGCGCAAAAUUAUUGCGAUGCGGACUUGUGUCCAGCUGGCGGACCACAUGUCGCAUGCAACAACAACGGCCAAUUUGCCAGCGGCUGCAGUGGCGAGCAUGUCUCGCUGGACGCCUCCCAGCGCGCACUCAUACUUAGAUUACACAAUGAGCAACGCAAUCUGAUUGCUGGCGGGGGCCUGAGUGGCUUUCCCAGUGCCAGGCAAAUGGCGACAAUGUCCUGGGACGACACCUUGGCACAGCUGGCGCGAUACAAUGUGUUGCAGUGUCGCUUGGCGCACGAUCAAUGCCGCAACACCAAUACCUACCGCUAUUCGGGACAAAACCUGAGCGUACUCUAUACGCGCAGCGGCAGCAUAGCGGACUUUCUGCGCGAUCGCAUUCCGGCGUGGUUCAACGAGUAUCGCGAUGCCACCAGCGGCGACGUCGAGAACUAUCAGCCACGCAGUGGGCCCGCCAUUGGUCACUUCACAACAAUGGUAAACGAGCGAAACAAUCGCAUUGGCUGCGCCAGCGCACGCUACACAAGUUCCAGUGGCGAGAGUGGCACGCUGCUGGCCUGCAACUAUGCGGUGACCAAUGUCAUAAAUAAUCCCAUUUAUCGUGCUGGGAGCCCGGCCUCGGACUGUACACGUGGACGCAAUCCCAAUUACUCCAAUCUAUGCGCCACGGAUGAGUCAUAUAACCAUAACACCUGGUCGGGCUAAGCCCCAGCAAGCAGAGCCAUCCUCGUUACCUCGUUACUACCAUUUCUAUUUGUUUGUUACCCCUUUGCAUGUUUUUUUUUCUUUGUCCCAAAAAUAAAGUGUCCAAUUUCCUUUGUCCCAAG